Callorhinus ursinus (northern fur seal) is the source of this 1723-nucleotide messenger RNA. RefSeq names its product zinc finger protein 475 (gene ZNF475). Lineage: Eukaryota; Metazoa; Chordata; Mammalia; Carnivora; Otariidae. The record is from RefSeq and is a predicted model, not a curated record.
CGGGAGGGCAUGUGAAUCGUGGAGCUCCCAGCUCUUCUGCUCCUGUUUCCACCAGCUCCCUCCCUGAGGGGCUCAGCAGGCCAUGACACAAGCUGAAGCAGAAGGGUGACAACAAAUAUAACGAGAUCUUGGAGGCAUCUGAGGUUUAAUGAGGACUUUCCGGCAUUCCAGACCGCUGCCCUGCAAUGAAGCUCUGAGUCACGGUCCUUGAGUCUAAGGAGUUGGCAACAGUGUGGAACCCCAGGACAGCCAACCUGACAAACCUUCACUCCGAGCAGAAUCCCAAAAUGAUUCUGGCCUGAAAUCAGAGCAAGCCUACAGAAAAACUUGCUCCUUAAUGGAAACAGGAAAGGAGAGAAGGGUUUGCAACAAAUUGCAACAGAGUUUCCACCAUUCCAAAGAGCCCACCUUCCUUAUCAAACAGGCCAUUCUACAUGAUGACUCCCGUUCUAGCCUUUUGCCGGACACAGAGCAUGUUAGUCUUGCUAGAAAAAUAAGGAUAGGACCUCAGAAAACGAGACCCGGAACGGUGAUGCUCUCAAAACAGUCCAGUAGGAGAAUUAUGUCAGGAAGUCAGCCCAGCCCCCCCGUGAUCCCCUCCCGCAGGCCUGGAUUCCGGGUGUGCUAUAUCUGUGGCCGAGAAUUUGGGUCCCAGUCAAUUGCCAUUCAUGAACCCCAGUGCUUGGAGAAGUGGCGGGUUGAAAACAGCAAGUUGCCCAAGCGCCUGAGGAGGCCAGAACCCUCCAAGCCACAGCCUCUCAGGGGCAGUGGGUCCUCCAAUCUGCAGGCAGUGAACGAGGCAGCGCUCCAGAGUUCCCGGUCUCAGCUGCUGCCCUGCGAUGCCUGUGGCCGCACAUUCUUACCGGAUCGGCUACCUGUUCACCAGAGAAGCUGCAAGCCCAAGGGCGAAGGGCCCAGAGCACCAACCCCCAACAGUUCUGACGGUUGUACUGGUCCCAGGAAGGCUGCUGGGGGCAUCCCAGCCCGACCAAAGACUCUCAUCUGCUACAUUUGUGGUAGGGAGUUUGGCACUCUGUCCCUUCCCAUUCAUGAGCCCAAAUGCCUGGAAAAGUGGAAAAUAGAAAAUGACCGGCUCCCCAGGGAGCUCCGCCGACCACUCCCACAGAGGCCUCAGCCACUUCCCACUGGGCAGUCCAACCAAGAGGGGCCAAGUCAAGCUCAGCGGGAGCCCUGUCCAAACUGCGGCCGGACCUUUGCCCCAGACCGCCUUCUGGUACACCAGAGAAGCUGUAAAGCUCAACCUCGUGGGCCAAAAAUUCAGAAUUUGACCUUAGGGAGUAAAGGUGACCUAAAAGAGUCCACUAAUUCCAAGCAGCAAAGGAACAUGGCAGCACCCAUGGUGACUGAUAAGCCAACAAUGAUAAGGCGUCCACCAACAGUUAUCUGCUACAUUUGUGGUCGUGAAUAUGGAACAAAAUCUAUUGCCAUCCAUGAACCACAAUGUCUGAAAAAGUGGCAUAAUGAAAACAACUUGUUACCUAAAGAGUUAAGGAGAUCAGAACCUAAAAAACCAGAAGUCAGGACCAUUACAGCCAAAGGCUUCUAUGAUCUCGAUGCCUUAAAUGAAGCUGCUUGGACCAGCGCCCUGAGCCAGCUGGUUCCCUGUAAUAUUUGUGGGCGUACCUUCCUGCCAGACAGACUGAUUGUUCACCAACGAUCCUGUAAACCAAAAGCCGCCAAGUAAAGCCCUCUCCCAGCACAA